AUGCAAAAGGUGAGGUUUUCCUGGGAAAACGUCUGGAUGAGGGCAAUGGCUGAGGCCCAGAGCUGUGAAAUGAGUGUGUCUUUGUCAUGGCAACAACAAGGUGGAGUUUCAAGGCUGACCUGUGGACAGCAGCUGAGGGCGUCCUCCCACCCUCCUACCCCAAUUCAACAGGGGCGGAACUUUAAUCGAACCUGUGAACUGAACCGGCAUGAUGGUUUCAAUGCCGAGAACGGUAACCACAGGCGUCAUGCCCAUCGUUUCUGGCCAAAAAUUCUCUGCAAUAUAGUAGCACCAUGCGACUAG
Messenger RNA from Protopolystoma xenopodis, 303 nucleotides. Lineage: Eukaryota; Metazoa; Platyhelminthes; Monogenea; Polystomatidea; Polystomatidae. The record is from the annotation of a GenBank genome assembly.